AUGGCAUGUAAGGGGUAUUUGGGGUGCCUCUUGAAGCUGAUGAACUUCCUGUUAGCCCUUGUGGGUCUGGCCAUGGUUGGAUAUGGAUUAUAUCUCUUUGUAGGGUAUAAGCAGGCAUCCUCUGGCAAUGAUCCAAAUAUGCACUCGAGUGGCGAAUUAAUAAAGUUACAUCGCCCGAUGCUCAUGGCUGUGUCUUUGGAUAGCGUUUUCGAUAAGCUCCCCAAAGCUUGGUUCAUAUAUUUAUUUAUAGGAAUUGGUGUAGUUCUUGUCAUCAUUUCUUGCUGCGGUUGCAUUAGUGCCACUCUACGGAAUGGUUGCUGCCUGACUUGUUAUUCAAUAUUUGUGAUCUUGUUGAUCUUGAUAGAACUGGGAUGUGCUGCUUUUAUAUUCUUUGACAAAAGCUGGAAGGAGGCAAUUCCAACUGACAAAACUGGAAAUUUUGGUAUGUUAUAUAACUUUAUGGAGAAGCACUGGAAAAUUAUCAGAUGGGUUGCUCUUGGUGCUGUUAUAUUGGAGGCGCUUGUAUUUGUGUUAGCGCUUGUUGUGAGGGCUGUCAACAGACCGGCAAAUUACGAUUAUGAUAGUGAUGAUGAGUCUAUAGGUUCAAGGCGACAAACCCGGCAGCCAUUGCUCAACAGGACAGCAGCAGUUCCCACGACAGGUGACACUGUUGCUGGAACCAUCGAUCAGCGUCCAAGUAGGAAUGAUGCUUGGAGUGCACGCAUGAGGGACAAGGUGCUUGUAUUUGUGUUAGCGCUUGUUGUGAGGGCUGUCAACAGACCGGCAAAUUACGAUCAUGAUAGCGAUGAUGAGUCUAUAGGUUCAAGGCAACAAACCCGGCAGCCAUUGCUCAACAAGACAGCAGCAGUUCCCACGACAGGUGACCCUGUUGCUGGAACCAUCGAUCAGCGUCCAAGUAGGAAUGAUGCUUGGAGUGCACGCAUGAGGGACAAGUAUGGACUUGAUACAUCGGAAUUCACAUACAACCCCUCCGAGCCAAAUAGGAACCAGCAAGCUGCUACACAACCUUCUGAGGAAAGGAGUCGUUGCAUCAUAAUGUGA
Molecule: messenger RNA, 1062 nt
Organism: Fraxinus pennsylvanica
Lineage: Eukaryota; Viridiplantae; Streptophyta; Magnoliopsida; Lamiales; Oleaceae
Source: the annotation of a GenBank genome assembly